AUGGCUGACCAGGUAUCGCUGUCGUCGCUAGUCGAAACAUGGCUCCGGUGGGACCAGGAUCCCGCCACACGGGCGGAAAUAGAACAGCUACGCAAUGCGGAUUCCAUCAACAUACUGGAACUGAUUCUACGGAAGCGCAUUGAGUUUGGCACCGCGGGCUUACGCGGCCGCAUGGCCGCAGGAUUCUCUUAUAUGAACUGCCUGACCGUGAUUCAAGCAUCGCAGGGGUUGGCAAAAUAUAUUAGAACUAAGCGCCCAGAAAUCGCCUCGAGGGGUGUCAUCAUUGGACACGAUGCGCGCCAUCAUUCCCAUAGAUUUGCCCAGCUCGCAGCCAAUGCCUUCAUUUCUCAGAAAAUCCCCGUGCGGUUCAUCGAUGAGCCUGCACCGACCCCAUUUGUUUCCUUUGGAGUGCGCGAAUUCAACACAGCUGCGGGUGUGGUGGUGACAGCAAGCCAUAACCCGCCGCAAGAUAACGGCUAUAAAGUAUACUCCAGCAAUGGCGCUCAAAUCAAUAGGCCCGAAGAUGGGGAAAUCGCUCAGUCAAUUCUCGAAAAUCUCGAACCUUGGCUUAAUGCCUGGGCAGAAAGCCAACAACCCGGGGACCUUUUUGACGACAACGCCCUCGUGAAGGUCCUUCGCCCGUAUCAACGCCAGGUCAAGGAAUACGCGAUGUCGACCGUAUCACAGCCAUACACUCCGAGAUCAUUCGUAUAUACUCCACUCCAUGGCGUAGGUGGCCUACGACUGUCCCCUCUGCUGAACGACCUGGGAAUCUACGAAGGCAAAGAAUAUUUCACCGUUCCUCGACAGUCAUCUCCUGAUCCAAACUUCUCCACGGUCAAGUUCCCGAAUCCAGAGGAAGCUGGCGCACUGGAUCUUGCAAUCGAGACUGCAGAUAAAGUAGGACAGACAUUGAUUUUUGCCAAUGACCCAGAUGCGGAUCGAUUUGCCGUGGCAGAGAAAGUCGAGGGAAAAUGGUUCCUGUUCACAGGAAAUCACACCGGCGUCCUUCUCGCGUCUCACCUUUUCGAUGCUCUCGAUGUCAACGCUGAUACGUCUAAAAUAACCGUCUUGACAACAACCGUGUCGAGUGGCAUGCUCGAGAAGAUGGCCACCGCUAAAGGUAUUCAAUUCGAAGAGACACUGACCGGGUUUAAGUGGAUGGGCAAUAUCGCCCAGGAUCUUGAAAAGGCUGGACAGACCGUGCCUUUUGCGUACGAGGAAGCAUUGGGAUAUAUGUUUCCCGCCAUCAGCUAUGAUAAGGAUGGUAUAACCGCUCUUGCGGUGUUCAGCAUGGCAGCAGCGAAAUGGAGGAGCCAGGGAUUGACGGUGUUUGACAAACUGCAAAGCCUUUUUGUCGAAUAUGGGCACCAUGAGACCCUCAAUAAUUAUUUUCGGUCUCCAAAUCCCCAACUGACGCUCGAGCUGUUCCGUGGAAUCAGAAGUGGACCAUUUCUCGCUGAAAUGCAACUCGGUGCUUUUAAAAUUCUUCGAUGGAGAGACUUGACCGAAGGAUAUGACUCUGAAACCCCGGAUCAUAUGCCUGACCUCCCCAAGGAUCCUACCAGCCAAAUGCUUACGCUGUGGUUAGAGGGCGGGGUGCGAUUCACUUUCCGAGGCUCGGGCACAGAACCAAAAGUCAAAUUCUACAUCGAAUGCUGUGGAAAAUCUCAGAAUGAUGCCGUCAAGGCAGUUUGUCAUGUUUUUCUAGCCAUUAUGACGGAGUGGGUUCAGCGGUAUACCCCUUCGAUGACUCACAACAAUGAACUCUCUACAUCUUCAGGCAGUAUCUUUAGGGUGGAAAAAUGA
Penicillium macrosclerotiorum is the source of this 1809-nucleotide messenger RNA. RefSeq names its product phosphoribomutase PRM15. Lineage: Eukaryota; Fungi; Ascomycota; Eurotiomycetes; Eurotiales; Aspergillaceae. The record is from RefSeq and is a predicted model, not a curated record. Gene Ontology annotation, molecular function: phosphopentomutase activity; magnesium ion binding. The coding region runs from base 1 to 1809 and encodes 602 amino acids. Gene Ontology annotation, biological process: purine ribonucleoside salvage; carbohydrate metabolic process. The transcript has 10 exons.